Molecule: messenger RNA, 865 nt
Organism: Aspergillus aculeatinus CBS 121060
Lineage: Eukaryota; Fungi; Ascomycota; Eurotiomycetes; Eurotiales; Aspergillaceae
Exons: 2
Source: RefSeq, a predicted model, not a curated record
CUGUCAUCAUGCAUCUCUUGCAUUCUGCGAUUGCUGUCGCCUCCCUGGCCCUGCUUGCCAACGGACAGAACUCCUCCUACAAUAUCAAUGUCAAUGACAUUCCAAUCGAUACGAGAAGUAUGUCGUCACCUAGCUAACAAUGAGGACUAUGCGAUUGCCCGCGAUACUGAUCAAAACACUGUAUUAUGUCUGUGACUGCAGUAAUGGCCUAAGUCCGAAUUCUUCGCAAUAUUCCCAGACGAUCCCGUACUUCUUGUGCACAGAAGAAAACAAUGAGUGUGUCACCAACUGCAACGGCAAUUCAAUCUGCCAAUCGGAUUGCCGCAGCCAGCACCCUUGUGGUGCGCAGGACCCCAAGCGGGUGAAUACCACUUCGACAUCAAACUCAACUCCAGCUGCUACUGCUGCUUCCACCACAACCUCACUGGCACCCUUCACUGGUGUGCCCGAUGAGGGCGCAGCAGCACGAUCAUCAACAGACAUGAUUCAGCUUUACGGUCUGGUGACUGUUGUGGGUGCAUUCCUGGCCGGAUUCACGACCUUGAUCUAGAUUCAACCCGCGCUACAGGGUCCCUGAUACAGCCGCCGCCCUCGCCCCCGCCCGUCGCACUUCUGAUAAUGUGUGGGAAUCCAUUUGGCAUCUUAGCGUAAUAUCUUAAUAUCUGUCAGCUUUUGAUUCUUGUCGGAUAUCGGCUACUGCUUUUGCUUUGGUUCUUUGCUCAGUUCACGAUGCAGCGGUUUCUUUCUUUCUCUUGUGUAAUGGUUGUGCUACCGUUUAUGAGCUAUCCUCUUCCAUGAUAAAACAAUGAUGACCAUUUAUUUCUGAUCCAGUCAAAUCCAGCGCAGAUUAGAAAUCAUACUUCAG